This is a messenger RNA of Monopterus albus (swamp eel), 1478 nucleotides long. It is a transcript of the gene ephx4, whose product is annotated as epoxide hydrolase 4. Gene Ontology annotation, molecular function: catalytic activity. Bases 369 to 1478 code for a protein of 369 amino acids. The transcript is spliced from 7 exons. The record is from RefSeq and is a predicted model, not a curated record. NCBI's taxonomy places the organism in Eukaryota, Metazoa, Chordata, Actinopteri, Synbranchiformes, Synbranchidae.
ACAACGGGAUGAGGUCCCGGAGUUUUGCGGUGAUUUGCGGGGUCUAAGUGUGCCUAACAGCGCCUCUUAGCUGUGCUGAAACCCCUGUAAAGCUCUGCGUGCGUGAUUUCGGACUUGCCUUGUAUAGUCAACAACACCGUAUCCUGCUAAACAACCACUGGUGUCACACGCAAGCGUGAAAUCUGACGUGAUGCUGCUGCCACCGUCCCAUUCCGCCGUGUGUUGGGAUCCUCCCUUCAGACAGCCGUGCGUAUGCGCUGGUAACAAAACAACGGCUGUCAGAGCAGUAUCUAAACAGAAACGAGCAGUUAACAGACAGAAAGCACUAGGUAACGUGAGCUGGAUUGGUUUCCUGCGGCAAUGUAAAGAUGGCGAGAGUGCUUCACAACUUACUAUUAUUUCUAAUCAGACUUACGCUGCAAAUCAGAGUGGCGGGGUAUUGGACAUUGAUAUACGGUUACUGUGCUCUUUGCACCAUCGUAGCCCUGCUGAAACUUUGCUGGAACCUCAUCCUAAGGCCGACAGCAACCUUGCAGUGGGUGAUUCGUGAAACCCCUCCGGCUUGUCUGAAUGACACGUCCUUGGGAACCCACUGUUAUGUUAGGAUCAAGGAGUCUGGCCUGAGGUUUCACUAUGUUGCUGCUGGAGAAAGAGGAAAGCCGCUCAUGCUGUUUUUACAUGGCUUCCCUGAGUUCUGGUUCUCCUGGCGCUACCAGCUGCGUGAGUUUAAGAGUGAUUUCCGUGUGGUGGCCAUUGACAUGCGGGGCUACGGGGAAUCCGACUUGCCACUCUCCACUGAAAGUUACCGCUUUGAGUACCUGGUGACUGACAUCAAGGAUAUCGUGGAGUAUUUAGGAUACAACAGAUGUUAUCUAGUGGGCCAUGACUGGGGUGGGACCAUAGCGUGGCUGUUUGCCAUUCACUACCCAGAGAUGGUGAACAAACUCAUUGUGCUGAACUGUCCCCAUCCUUCUGUGUUCUCAGAUUAUGCCCUCUGUCACCCAAGCCAGCUGCUGAAGUCCAGUCAUUUAUUUUUCUUCCAGCUGCCCCGCUUCCCAGAGCUCAUGCUGUCGAUCAACGAUUUCAAGGCACUGAAGGCCUUGUUCACCAGCCGCAGCACAGGGAUCGGGAGGAAAGGCCGAUGGCUCAGUGCAGAGGACUUGGAGGCCUAUUUGUAUGCACUGUCACAGCCGGGAGCCCUGACAGGAGCCCUCAACUACUACAGGAAUGUCUUCAGCUCCCUCCCCCUGAGCCAGAAUCACGUCAGGUCUCCGGUGCUGCUGCUGUGGGGCGAGCGUGACGCCUUCUUGGAGCAGGAAAUGGCCGAGUCUUGCCGCCUCUACAUCAGGAAUCAUUUCCGUCUCAAUAUCAUUUCUGGGGCCAGCCACUGGCUGCAGCAGGACCAGCCUGAUAUUGUCAACACCCUCAUAUGGACCUUCCUCAAGGAGGGAGAAGGACGUAAAAGCUACAGGAACUAA